AUGUAUUUUAACAAUGAUGGCAUUAAUAAAGAAAAACAUAAUAAAACUAUUACACAUUCGAAAAAGGUAACCAACUUUACAAUACCAAAACAUUGUCAAAAAUCUAUAAAUUCUGUAUCUUCUUUAUUAAUCAAAGAACCAAUAUGUCAAGAUUCCACGGAGAUUCAAUCUUGUUCAUUAAAUUCAAGACCUAUGUAUCAAGAUGUUAAAAUCGAAAACUGUUUUUCAUCCAAAAUCAAACAGCCUCAAGAGAUUGUAAAGCCUCCUAAAUCAAAAACUCAAGAGAUUGUAAAGCCUCCUAAAUCAAAAACUCAAGAGAUUGUAAAGCCUCCUAAAUCAAAAAUUUCGAAGGACAAACCAACUGUUGUUACUAAAAUACCAAGUGUUCAAGUUAAGAAGGAUGAAACUCCCCCAAAAAAAUCUGUGGAAAUGCUUCACACAUGUGGUAAAGCCAUAUUGGUGGAAUCCCCUAUGUUUAGACGAAAAAGCUUAUGGAUAACUCCUAAACCAUCAUCCGUCUACAAGGAACAUUAUAAUUCGAUACCUAAAAUAAUGAAUAUAAAAUAUUAA
Messenger RNA from Macrosiphum euphorbiae (potato aphid), 570 nucleotides. The record is from the annotation of a GenBank genome assembly. NCBI's taxonomy places the organism in Eukaryota, Metazoa, Arthropoda, Insecta, Hemiptera, Aphididae.